CGAGGAAUGAAAUUGUCGAGGAGAAAACGUUCAUAUUGCGCUUGCGCGGCGAUCUCUUUCUCUCUCUCUCUCUCUCUCUCUCUCUCUCUCUGCUGUGUGAAAAGGAGGAAGAGAAGGGGAAAUCCACUUGUCAGUCGACUCGGGAUAGGUGAUGGUAGUAGAAUGCGAAAUGCGAAACGGACAGACCGUGGUACGAAACUCUACCCGCAGUGGCAAUGGACUACAAGGUGCAUAUCGAUGCCGGAAAGGAGGAUUGCUAUUUCCAAUUUGUAAAUCCAGGCGCAACUUUCUACGUCAGCUUCCAGGUACUACGUGGUGGAGAUGGAAAGGCCGGAUUUGCAGUGAGAAAUCCGGAAGGCGUGAUCGUUCAUCCAUAUCAAUGGAGAACAGACGUGGAUUAUCAAGAUCAGUCAGUUACCGGAGGUUAUUAUAGUGUUUGCAUCGACAAUCAGUUUUCCAGAUUUGCCCCGAAAUUGGUGAAUUUGUAUAUCACAGUUAUCAGGUACGAUCAAUGGGAAAAAUAUACCAAGGAAUUGGAGGAGCUAAAUCUGUCGGUUGAAAAUUUCACUAGUACGUUAAGAGGCGUGGAGAAAAACAUCAAUGACAUAUUGCAAACGCAACAUUUGAGCCGUAGCCGAGAAGCAAGAGAUUUAAAUUUGCUUUUGGACAAUAAUUUUUACGUUCAAACGUGGUCCAUCGCGCAAAUAAUUGUUAUUACGGUGACUACUAUGAUACAGGUUUACUUUGUUAAAAGAUUAUUUCAAGUUAGACCAUCGAGAUAUUCGAAGGCGAGCCUCUGAUUAACUUUAAUAAGAAUACAAUGGGAAGACAAUGUUCGAUGUUUUCUCUAUGGCGAUAGUAUGACCUUAUCGGGGUAUAUUAAAUCUUAUUUUUUUUUUUUUUUUUUCGUUUAUAAAACACAUUUUAUACAAACCAUUGUAUCUUUCUAUUCGAUUACGAGGCGCGUAAUUUUUAAUGCUGAAAUUUAAUUCUCAAAUUUUCUAUAUUUUUGAUAAAAUUUGAAAUAUUUCAAUUCAACAAUAUUUACAUAAAACACGUUACCAAGACACUAUAAGUUACUCUUCUCGCAAUACUCUUCUCGUACGACUGAUGCAAUUGAAUUAAGACUGUAUACCAUUAUCUUGAUAGAAGAAACAUUCCACCAAUUGUAAGAUCCGUUUGAACAUCCUUUCACUGUAUAUCGAUGAUAACAAGGAGAGGUGAUAUAUAGAUUUAUUAAACGGUCUCCAUGUUUAAAUUACAUUGAAAUUUAUGUACAUAAUUGUACGAACAAUAAAUGCAGACAUACUUUUGUUACGAUACGCUUUGCAGACGAUCGGCCAAGUUUUGUUUCGCUCUUCUUUGUAAAACGCUACCCGUAAGGGCUAACAGACGAUGUCUCUGCUUCAAGUUUCUCGCGCGCACGUGUUCAGAGGCAACUUCUUUCGUAUAAUUAGCAGGAAACCAACCUUGCUCGCCGUUCAAUAGCUUCUCGCCGUGAUACCAGCCAUCCGUCAUUUUUCUCAUUACGUUAAUAACAUCUCCUACGUACGAUUAAUAAAGUAAAAGUUUGCUUUUAAUAAAGAACAUAUUUUUUCAUCGUCUUACCUGGUUGCAAUGUAAGCUCAUCGGGUUGGCUCGGCGAGUAAGAAUAAAGAGCCAUUACUUGAGGACAAUCCCAGGCUUCGUAAAGCGUUUCUCCGAACGUUUCUCGUUUAGGCGGCGAUAUAGCUUCCAACCACCUUUCUCUUUCCGUAUUGCUUUCACAGGUUAAAACAUAUUCAGCCUGCUUACCGGAAUAAUUUUCCAAAAGAGUUAACAUCAUUGCAUUGCGACCAGCAAAGGGUGAAUCCUCGGAAACGGUUUCCAAGGCAAGAAGAUUUCUUUUGCAAACGUCCGUUACGAUGUAAGCUUCGUCGUGAGUACUGCUAAUGGAAAGAAGGGAGAAUUCAUUAAUAUAGGCUUAUUUCCCAUGAUGAGCGUAUUUUUCAUACGAAAAGCAUUUUAAGCAUUCAUCAUAGGAGCUAAUUUAAUGAUUUCAUCAUUAUUAUUUUUUUCUUUCAUAUAGACAUACUUGUGUUUAAUCUUUGUGACUAGAAGAUAAUCUGUAAGUAGAAAAAGGUAUAGCGGUGUUUUGUUGAACUUCUUCCCAAAUGUAAGCUUAUAUUCCAUAUCCGCCUUCAUAGUUAAGCGUAUAACGGGUCCUUUUUUAAUUAAACGUCGAUUUUUUAAU
This is a messenger RNA of Vespa velutina, 2233 nucleotides long. RefSeq names its product transmembrane emp24 domain-containing protein 5-like. The transcript has 5 exons. Gene Ontology annotation, biological process: endoplasmic reticulum to Golgi vesicle-mediated transport; intracellular protein transport; Golgi organization. The coding region runs from base 216 to 800 and encodes 194 amino acids. Gene Ontology annotation, cellular component: endoplasmic reticulum-Golgi intermediate compartment; endoplasmic reticulum; COPII-coated ER to Golgi transport vesicle. The record is from RefSeq and is a predicted model, not a curated record. NCBI's taxonomy places the organism in Eukaryota, Metazoa, Arthropoda, Insecta, Hymenoptera, Vespidae.